Rhinocladiella mackenziei CBS 650.93 is the source of this 300-nucleotide messenger RNA. RefSeq lists its product as uncharacterized. The transcript has a single exon. The record is from RefSeq and is a predicted model, not a curated record. The coding region runs from base 1 to 300 and encodes 99 amino acids. NCBI's taxonomy places the organism in Eukaryota, Fungi, Ascomycota, Eurotiomycetes, Chaetothyriales, Herpotrichiellaceae. Gene Ontology annotation, cellular component: anaphase-promoting complex. Gene Ontology annotation, biological process: anaphase-promoting complex-dependent catabolic process.
AUGCUCCGCCGCAAACCCACCGCGCUAACAAUAACGAGCGAGGACAUCGCGGCGUUCGAAGAAUCCAACCUCCGCAAACUCGCCUACGCCAAGUACCUCAAGACUGGCGAGGACCCAGAGGGAUACUUCCGCAACGGAGGCAGCCUCGAACAACCUGAUACACAGAUGGGAGGCGACCGAGAUGCGACGGGGGGUGGUGCUAUUGAUCCGAAUGACGAGUUGAAACCGCUGCCGGGGGACAAGGCUAGGAUUGUGAGGAGUCGCGAGGAGAGAAUCGUGGGGCCUGCAAGCUCGAGGUGA